Molecule: messenger RNA, 1634 nt
Organism: Chionomys nivalis (European snow vole)
Lineage: Eukaryota; Metazoa; Chordata; Mammalia; Rodentia; Cricetidae
Gene: Cfap73
Product: cilia and flagella associated protein 73
Exons: 7
Coding region: 85-1011 (308 amino acids)
Biological process (GO): spermatid development
Source: RefSeq, a predicted model, not a curated record
GCUUCUGGGAGUUCCAGGCAGGGGCAGCACUCUCCGUCUAUGCCUCUCAACUUUGCUAAGGUGGCUGAAGAUACCUGAAGGUGAAUGGCAGUGGCAGGGAAGGAGUAUUUCCGACUGGUCUUCCAAGAGAAAGUGCCUGCGAGGCUGGUAGAGCAGAAUGUGGUUCACUUUCCACCUCUGCAGUGUCUCCUGGAGAAGAAGCAAGAGCUAGCAGCUGUGGACCAGGGUCUGCAGGUCCAGAAGGAGGAGUUCCACAGCAGGAUGGCCACCCUGAGCCAGCGCUGGGCACAGCUGGAACAGAAAGAGAAGGCGCUGAAGGAGUCCUUCAUCCGCUUUGACAAAUUCCUGCAGGAAGCCGAGGCUCGGCGAGGCCGCGCACAGCGGAGAGCAGCUGAGGAGGGGCACGGAGUGCGACAGCGGGAGGCAGAGGCGCUGCGGCUGCGCGCACAGUUGCAGGAGCUGCGGCGGGAGCGCGCCCGGCUGCAGCGCAGGCUGCGGCGCCUGGAGCCCUGCGCGCGCCUGCUGGAGCGCGUGCUGGAGCAGCUGCCCGAGUUUCAGGAGAUUCCGGAACUGGUGGCGCGCUUUGAUGGCCUGGUAGACACACAGGCAGCAUUGAAGCUGGCAGAGCGCAAGCGACAGGUGGAGCUGGACGAGACCCAUGCUCAGCUGUAUCGUCUUCGGGAAACGAAGCAGGAUGAGCUGCUGCGCCUGGGCCAGCAGCGUGCAGAGCUGCGAGAGCAGUUGGAGGCAGCGCGUGAGCGCACACUGCAGUGGGAAUCCAAGUGGACUCAAAUCCAGAACACAGCAGCGGCCAAGACGCUGCUCCUGGGACGCACUCGAAUGGCUGUGCUCAACCUGUACCAGCUUGUGCGCCUGCGCCAGAGACAGCCUCUAGCCCUGGACGUGGAGGACACGGAGGGACAGCUAGAGGAGGUGAAGCUGUUUAUCAUGGACCUCUCAGCCACACUGGCCAGCCUUGCCCAGGCUGAGCCCACAGUCAUGGUAUCCUAGUCCAGCCAGACAAGCAGCGAAGGGGACCUGAGGGACCGACUCCCACAAUUCUUGGUGUACAGGCUCAAUGCAACGGCUCUCUGAAUACCCUUCCUCCUGGGCAAGAUGGAGCUGUGCCAGCCCACAGGACACUCAACUAAGUAGACUACCGUCAGUGGCUGACAGCUGUGCUGGGCCCUUCACCCACCUCACAGGCUGGGGACACAGACAAGCUUAGCCAUGCUGAUGUACUCCAAGACGGGCACUUGCUAAGCAAGGUGGGUCCAAGCAGUAAGCGGCUGUUGGUAGCAUCAGCUCGGUGGGGUCAAAAUGGUAGUCCCCCAGUGUGUGCCUGCCUGUGAGGUCCAGGUGCUGUGGGAUGUGUGACCUUCCCAGACCCUCAAGCAAGAGGUGGGGAAAGCCACCAGUGGGAGGAAGGACACGAGGUUGGCGCGGGCCGGUUCUCACCUUCACGUGCAGAAGGGUAGUGCUGCCUCCAUCCUACAGCAGCCCUGAGCUGUCUCGAGCAAUCGCACCCAGAGACUCAUUCUUCUCAUCUCGGACACAAUGGAGGCCACCUGCUCUCAGCUACUACGAAAGCUGGGACCUGCAAGUCUCCCUUCCAACACCCCAAAUUAACCACA